AUGGAAGUGCACGUGACUGAGCUGGGAAAAGUAGAAGGAAGAUACAGGGAGAUGUUUGAGGCAUGGAAUAGCCAGGACAAGGCGACAGCUGGGACAAAGUAGGCUAGGGAAAAAAAUUUUGAGCCACCUUUAGCAAAGUAGGAAGGAACGAUUGGCCAUCGGUGUUCGGUCCUGUGGGAACAAUGCUCCGUCCUCUCGAGGACGCGUGGUCAAUGGUCUAACCGCUAAGGCAUGCAAAACAUAAGAGUUACCCCGCCCCCCUUCUAGACUUAAAUGAGUUGGCGCUGUUGGCAAAGCGCUGUAAACCACGCCACCCCAAAUAUAGCCCCCAUAGUAUGCGCUACCAAAGACGCGUGACGCAUGGACGAGUGGAGUGAGGAUAGCUGUUUACGGCAACCUCACAAGUUGAGUGAUGUAGGAGAUUGCCGGACACAUAGACAUGUUGAGUGAUUAUAGCUGUAUACUGAAACCUCAAGGGUUGAGUGAGGUUUGAGAUUGCCAGACACAUUGACGGGUUGAGUGGGGAUAGCUACAUACUGAUACCCCACGGGUUGAGUAAUGUUGGGAGUGCCGGACACAUGGACUCGUUGAGUGAGGAUAGACACAUACUGAACCUCACAGGUGAUUUGUGACGGAGAUUGCCGGACACAUACACGUGUUGAGCGAAGAUAGUUGCAUACUGAAACCUCACAGAUGGAUUGUUUGCCAGACACAUAGACGCGUUGAGUGGGGAUAGACACAUACUGAACCUCACAGGUGAUUUGUGACGGAGAUUGCCGGACACAUACACGUGUUGAGCGAAGAUAGUUGCAUACUGAAACCUCACGAGUUGAGUGAUGUUGGAUAGUGCCGGACACAUAGACGCUUUGAGAGGAUAGCUGCAUAUUGAGACCUCACGGGUUGAGUGACAUUUGCGACUGCCGGACACAUAGACGCGUUGAGUGAAGAAAGCUGCAUACUGAGACCUCACAGGUUGAUUUGUAUUGGAGAUUACCGGACACAAAGACGCAUUGAGUGAGGAUAGCUGUAUACUGAAAAUCCACAGUAGCUAAAGUGAGGGGACAAUUCGAGAAUGCAGUACACAAAGACCCGACCCCCA
Messenger RNA from Ectocarpus sp. CCAP 1310/34, 1099 nucleotides. NCBI's taxonomy places the organism in Eukaryota, Phaeophyceae, Ectocarpales, Ectocarpaceae. The record is from the annotation of a GenBank genome assembly.